Rotaria sordida is the source of this 411-nucleotide messenger RNA. Lineage: Eukaryota; Metazoa; Rotifera; Eurotatoria; Philodinida; Philodinidae. The record is from the annotation of a GenBank genome assembly.
AUGGAACUAGGAGAUGAUUAUGAAUUAAUUCUUGAUUAUUUCGAAGAAACGUAUAUCGGUUGUAUUCGACGAAAUAACAUUAGAAGAAAACCAUUAUUUAGCAUUGCUUUUUGGAAUAUGUAUAACAGAACCACUCAAGCAUCUAUUCGCACCAAUAAUAGUGCUGAAGCUUAUCAUCGUCGUAUUGGUUCAGUUUUUCAAUGUGCACACCCAACGUUAUGGGUUUUUCUACAAAAAUUACUUGAUGAAGAACAUGCAGUUCAUGCUAAUAUAUUACAAAUUAAAGCUGGACAACCACAAAAACAAAACAAAAAUAUACGUUUUGAACAACGUUUAUUAAAUGUUAUAUCAAACCCACAUGCAGAUAUUUUGGCACAAAUCAAUGCAAUUGCUUACAAUAUUUCAUUGUAA